This is a messenger RNA of Rhipicephalus microplus (southern cattle tick), 548 nucleotides long. Its product is annotated as THAP domain-containing protein 6-like. The record is from RefSeq and is a predicted model, not a curated record. Lineage: Eukaryota; Metazoa; Arthropoda; Arachnida; Ixodida; Ixodidae.
GGAAGUUCGAGCGCUCGUCCCGGAAGUCGGACAAAUGGCCGCCGUUCCAGCAUAGCGCGUGCUACGUAUGGGCUGGUUUGGCGCGCAUUCCGCUAAAAAUGCCUGCUUGUUGCGCCGUCAACUGCACCAGCAGACCAGAGAAGUCGUCUGGGAAGACGUUCCACUUGUUCCCACGCUCUAAGCCGGAUUUAUACCGGCGUUGGGUGGUAAACUUAAGAAGGGACAAAUGGACUCCAUCCCCAGGUAGCAGACUCUGCAGUGACCACUUUACUGACAACUGUUUUGACAGAACGGGCGCACGAACUAGGCUACAGCCUGACGCCGUGCCCACCUUGUUUUCUUUCCCGAAGCACCUGGAAAAGAGGACUGCUGAGGGAAAGCCGCCUAAGCAGAGAACUGCCAUUGUGGAUGUGACCCCAGUGGAACAGCCAAACGACAACACUCCAACCACGGUGCAAGAGAACUCAGCCCAUGUCGCCAAGCACAGCUAUGCAGUCCUUGACACGCCAAAAACACUGAAGAGGAAACUGGAUGCUUGCACAGAUUAA